Messenger RNA from Blumeria graminis f. sp. triticale, 1317 nucleotides. NCBI's taxonomy places the organism in Eukaryota, Fungi, Ascomycota, Leotiomycetes, Helotiales, Erysiphaceae. The record is from the annotation of a GenBank genome assembly.
AUGGCGAGCCUCGAAGCCAUAAAAUAUCAGCGCGGAAAGCUUGAUGUUUUGGACCAAAAGCUCCUGCCCCACCAGAUAUCAUACCAUAAUGUGACAUCUUGUGUGGAUGCCUUUGAGUGCAUCACGAGCAUGCGAGUCCGAGGUGCACCUGCAAUUGCCAUAGUCGCGGCCUUAUCCCUAGCCGUGGAACUGGAACAAAAGAGAGACGGCGCUACAACACCCGAACUCCUUGUCAGAUAUGUAGAUGCGCAGCUCGAUUAUCUCUUGGGAUCAAGGCCGACUGCUGUUGAUCUUUCCAAUGCGAUUGGACUUCUCAAAUCUAGCUUUGCUUACAUGCCGAUGAGGACAAAUCCAGAAAAUUCAUGCGCCGAGAUGCGAGAAGCCCUUAUCAAUACAGCUGAAAAGAUUCUAGAUGAUGACCUUACCACUAACCUUGCGAUUGGAAGAUAUGGUGCUGAAUACCUCAGACGGCAACAGAUUCCAGUUUACACCCCCAUAAAGGAUGUCGAUCAGUUACGGUACUUCACCACUAGUCCUCCAGGUACCCAGGGCGCGCCAGACCAGACAUAUAGAAAGUUAAGUGUGCUCACUCAUUGCAACACUGGCUCUCUUGCGACUUCUGGCCAUGGUACUGCGCUGGGAAUAAUACGAUCGCUCUUUAAGAUGAGUUAUCUACACCAUGCUUAUUAUACAGAAACGAGACCCUACAAUCAAGGUUCGCGACUCACGGCUUUCGAGCUAUUAUUUGAGUCUAUUCCAUCGACACUCAUUUGUGACUCUAUGGCAGCGUCACUUUUUGCUCGUUACAAAGAUGAUCAAAAUAUAGCCGCUGUUAUCGUUGGCGCAGAUCGGGUGGCUCGCAACGGAGAUACGGCCAACAAAAUUGGCACAUAUGCCCUUGCCAUACUCGCUCGCCACCAUGGCAUAAAAUUUAUUGUCGCUGCCCCAACAACGUCCAUCGAUUUAUGCACGGAGACGGGGGUUGGAAUCCGGAUAGAAAACCGUUGUAACUCAGAAAUAACGCAAAUAUCGGGUGCCUUAGUUGACCUUGAUGGUAAAAUCGACCCGAAUCGUUCGGCCCGAGUAGCUAUUGCAGAUCAGCGAGUCAACGUGUGGAAUCCUGCAUUUGACAUCACGCCAGCUUCCCUAAUCGACGCCAUUAUUACUGAGCGCGGAGAAGUACUCCGAAAUUCUAGCGACACGUUUGAUUUCCGACGCAUUUUGAGUGAUAGAUGGGCUCGGGAGGUGAGGGACACGAUAGAUGAAGAAUUAGUAGUCGGUAGCGACGACAGCACGCAAUUCCCGAUGGAAGUCUGA